Molecule: messenger RNA, 2359 nt
Organism: Sardina pilchardus (European sardine)
Lineage: Eukaryota; Metazoa; Chordata; Actinopteri; Clupeiformes; Clupeidae
Product: inner centromere protein-like
Exons: 10
Coding region: 640-2244 (534 amino acids)
Source: RefSeq, a predicted model, not a curated record
CGUCAGUAAUGCCUGGCCUUGAGGAAAUAUAUCAAAAUGCUCCGAUCAAAUCUUCAAAGGUUAAAAUCCCUCAAGAACGGUGGCGGUCGGGUCAUGAGGUGCCCCACAUAUACAACAACCAGCGUCCAACAAGUCAUUCGGAGUCUCAAGACCACAGGUGUACUCGUACUAACCUGCUGCUGAUUUCGCUGUGUGUUUUACUGCUGUGUGGAAUCGUUGUUGUGGGUAUUCUCUAUGCCAUCAAAGAGAAGACCCUUCAGCAACCAAACCAUACAGGUCAGUGCUCUGACGGCUGGGAGCUCUGUAACGGCACCUGCUAUUACUUCUCUCAUGAUGCGCUGAACUGGACUGCAAGUAGAGACGAGUGUGUGACAGCUGGUGGACAUCUUGUGAUCAUAGACAGCAAAGAGGAACAGAUCUACAUUGCUCUGAAAAUAAUUGAUAGAGAUGGCUUCUGGAUCGGUUUGACAGAUUCUGAGAGGGAGGGACACUGGAAGUGGGUGGACAGCAGAAAUCUCAAAAUCAAGUUCUGGUACCAAGGCCAACCAAACAACUCUGGUGGAGCUGGCAACAAGCAUAUCUCUGGAGAGGACUGUGGCUUAGUGAGAGACGUGUCACAAGAACACAACUGACCUUAAGAUGACUCGCACACGAGUCCAUCCAGAGCCCAUCAGAACAGAUGACGACAGUGCAUCCACAUCUUCCUCUGGUUCCAUUCUUGAGCCAGUAUGGGAGCUGUGCCCUACAACGGCACCUCAACCUCGUCCCGCUCCCUCUACGCAGUCCAGGUUGGCUUUUACCGCGGAGGCUUCUGGCACCAAUGCACAACAUGUGCCAUGUGGAUGCCAAGCAGGAGUUCCGCUCCAGCUACACCUUGGGCAGAUAUUCCCUGGACCGUCAUCAGCCCACUGCUCAAACCCAUGCCCGGUGAUCAUCCCGUUCCCUGUUGUGCCAUGUCAUCACAGGGCAUCCAACGCUGCCCAUCCCCCACUGCUCUCCACUGGGCCUCAGACUGCCUCUCAAGCACAUGGGAGCAUAACACCAACUAAUCCAAAACCCACACAACCACAACCAUGUGCCAGCACUCAGCAGAAAAGACAGAGGAAAGCUAGAGGAUCCCGCUCUUCCCCCCUGGCUGUUGUAGACUCGUCUACCCGUCCCACUCCAACUGCGUCUGCUCCUGGGGUGAAGGAGAGGGACGAGGAGAAGGCCGAUGCUGCUGCUCGCCUGUUACAAGGCUCAGAGCUCACGUCACGUGAACAAACCUCCAAGAUGAAGAACAAAGGAAAAGAUGUCGCCGCUCAACCUCUGUCCAGUGGUUUAAAGCACACAUCAAAGGCUCCUCUUCGUAAUAACCAUGAGACAGCCACCACCCCGAUUUGUGCGGCCACUCUUAAACCUGCGGCUAGAAGGACUCGAACACAGUCACCACCAGCCAGAGCAGUGAUGGGUAAUAAAGCCGAGAGUGAAGGGGAGGAGAGUGACAGUGAGGACAGCAGCAGUGAUGAUGAGGAAGAUACAGCCCUGGACAAACUACCUCCAUCAGACAGCAACAGUCUCACUGCUCCCAAACCAUCCCACAUCACUGGGAACAUGGACGACCAGCGCCUCAUGUAUUUAAAGAAUUUGGUACUGGCCACUGAGAGGAAAGUGGAGUUGGUGAGAGAGCAGAAGAAAAAUAGAAAGGCGAUGUACAAGGAACACAAAGAACAGCUGGGAGUGAAGUGGAGAAUCUUCCGAGAAAGAAAGAAGUUCCUAAAGCCAGACCUGAAAAGAUGGAUAAAGGAAGAGCUGAGAAGGCAAAAUGAGGCCAUGUACAAGGACUGGAAGAGGCUCAAACGAAAGCUGAGACAAGAGAAAGCCGACCUGAGAGAAUGCUUGUACAAGUACAAAAAGGACCUCAAAGAGGAAGAAAAGAGGGAGGAACAGAGGCAGAGGGCUCUCGAGAAAAAACGUCGGGAAAAAGCAAAGGAAGAAAAAGUCCAGCAGAAAAAGUUACAAAGGGAAGAGGAGAAAAAACAUAAGGAGAGGCUUGCGCAGGAGAAAGAAGAGAAAAAGGCAGCGAUGGCGAGAGCACGUAUGGAAGAGAAAAGGAAGGAACAACUGCAGAAGGAGGAAGAGAAGAAGUUGAAGAAACAGCGUGAAGUUGAAGAGAGUAUGGCCAAAAAGAACAGGAGAACAACUGACAGAAUGAGCAGAUAUGACAGAAUGUGCUCCUGGAUAAGAAGCCAUAAUCCGCUGUGACUGUCUUCGCCCUAGAAGGCAGACGCAGGGAUGACGCUGCAAAUAAGAGAAGAUCUGUACUGGCAGCAGUGGGAAAAGGAAACGGGGGGCUCUUUGGAAAGGAAAUAGAGGGAGG